Molecule: messenger RNA, 798 nt
Organism: Musca vetustissima
Lineage: Eukaryota; Metazoa; Arthropoda; Insecta; Diptera; Muscidae
Product: protein tantalus
Exons: 2
Coding region: 1-798 (265 amino acids)
Source: RefSeq, a predicted model, not a curated record
AUGAUCUUGAUUCAAGACGACCCAACGGGACGUAGUCGAAAUACACGACUUCGUCGUAGCAGUAUUGCUGGUGGCGGCACCUUUGCCGAAAGACGCCAACUGCCCUCUAGAAGCUCCAAGGAAAACAAUCUCAACAGUAUUAAGCGACGUACCAUUAUGAAACCUUCGCGACACAAUAGUUCCCUAAACAAAGACUUUGCCAGUUUGAAACCUGCCGAAAUAAAGAAGAUCUAUUUAAAUAAGAAGCUCACAAAAUUCAGACCUGCCAGCCUGGAAACAAUUUUCGAGGAGCCAACCUCAGCGGGGGGAAAUGCCGAUGAUGAUGAUGAUGCUGAGAGUGGACAGGUUCGUUUUAUUGGCACCCGCAAAUUAAGACGUGUCCUGACAUGUAGUGACGGUUUUGUUUUCAACAAAGCUUUAAUUAAAAAACGACGUGCGAAAAUUAAGAAAACCUUUGGUCGUCGUUUGUCGUUGAAAAAAAUCUCCUUGGAAGAGUUUUUGGAGAAGCUCAAUAACAGCAUGGAAGAGCAAGAUGAAGAGGGUGAGAAGAAAAAAGGUAAUUCAACUCCUCCUCAGGGGAAAAUAACUGAAACAAUGGAGGAUAUUUCUGAUGAGAAUAUAGAGACUGAAAUGGACGCAAUGCCCAUACCAACCACAACAACAAUACCAACACCACUAACCACACUACCAACAACAGCAACAAUAACAAAUUCUGUUAAUGCAUGUAGUACUAAUUUAAUGGCUCAUCAUUCAAUAACUUCACCCACAUUUUUACAAACAACUCAAUUUUUACCCUAA